Molecule: messenger RNA, 993 nt
Organism: Helianthus annuus (common sunflower)
Lineage: Eukaryota; Viridiplantae; Streptophyta; Magnoliopsida; Asterales; Asteraceae
Product: disease resistance protein RUN1
Exons: 2
Coding region: 1-993 (330 amino acids)
Biological process (GO): defense response
Molecular function (GO): ADP binding
Source: RefSeq, a predicted model, not a curated record
AUGGGGGUUGGUGGAGGUGGUAAGACUACUCUUGCAUCUUCGCUUUAUAUGGGAGUCUCUUGCUAUUUUGAAGUUCAUCACAUUAUUGAGAAUGUUCAGGAGGAAACAAGCAAACAUGGUUUAAAAAAAUUGCAAGAAAAUAUUUUGUCAGCUUUUUCCAAAACAGAUGUGAAAGUAAACAGUAUCGUGCAAGGAAAACACAUGAUAAAAAGUAUGUUAUGUCGUAGAAAAGUGUUGCUACUUCUUGAUGAUGUCAAUGACCUUAGCCAACUGGAAGCGUUAGCCGGAUCACAUAGUUGGUUUGGUAGUGGGAGCCGAGUACUAAUCACAACUAGAGAUGCACAUUUGCUGAGAACCCACAAGGUAGAUGAGGUCUCCCAUGUCAGAUUAUUAUCAGAUGACGAGGCAAUGCAGCUCUUUAAUAAACAUGCAUAUAACAAAAAAGACCCGGUGGAAGAUUAUGAGACACUUUCGUUACGUGUGAUUUCUUAUGCUGCUGGGCUCCCAUUGGCACUUAAGGUUUUAGGUUCUUUUUUAUAUGACAAAAAGAAGAAGGGGUGGAUGAGUUCCUUGGAUAGACUAAAAGAUAUUCCAGAUACUAAGAUUGUGGAAAUGCUAAAAAUUAGCUAUGAUGGACUUAAAGAUAUGGAAAAAGAAAUAUUUUUAGAUAUUGCAUGUUUCUUCAAAAAGUGGGAGAAAGAUGAGGCAAUGGAAAUACUUGAAGCUUGUGAUUUUCACCCCGAAAUAGGGAUAGAGGUGUUGAGACAAAAAGCUCUCGUAAGUAUUGUGGAUGGUAGGCUUGAUAUGCAUGAUCUAGUUCAAGAAAUGGGACAUUACAUUGUUAGAGUGAAACAUCCUAACAAUCCGAACAAACGUAGCAGAAUUUGGAAAAGUGAAGAUAUCAAUAACAUGUGUUUGGGGGACGCAACAAUGGAAAAUGACAAGAUUGAAGUCAUAAAAUACCAUUGGCAACACAGUCAUGAUCUUGUGUAA